UACGUUGUCAGUAGUUGGUGGGGGAGUCGUGCAGCGUGCAGCAUGUUGUAUCACCUGUUGCUGCAGACAGUAAAGACACAACAGUCAGCAGGUGUAUCACCCGGUCAGCCUCACCUCCUGCUGUAUGAGCUUUAUAACGGUAACGACGUGGAGAAGGCCGUCAGCGACUUGUCACAGGCGGCGAUCGGAGGGUCGUUGUACGUCAUCGCUGAUGAAGCAGGCAGUAAGGGCUACACAAUCAACGACUUUCCGACUUUGUGUGACAAGCUGCUGACACAAGUUCCUCAUCUCCAUCUGUGGGCGGCAAGUUGUUUCCAUGGAUACGCACCCGCCGGCUGGCAAGUGGAACAUUUAACCAGACCUCUCCGCUCUCCUCCGGCCGUCGUCAGGGAAGUCGAGCAGGAGGCGAGGAUCACUACACACGGUGAUGUCCUGCCGUACAGUGAGCGAGGUGUACCCGACCACACAGACGGCCCACCAGUUACACGACUGUAUCACCGAGGUCAGGGUCACUCAGGUAGCUGGACAGAUGACUGUGUCACGUGCGGUCGUGAGGUGGGCAGAUUCCUACACAGUCUCCGUGUUGGUGUUACAGAAAUCAGCACAACAUCUACAACAUUGACCUCCACCAGCGGCGAGACAACACCACCCUGUCUACAGUGGAGAGACGUGUUGGUGUUGUAUUGGGGUACCGUUAGUGAUCAGUCGGGUGUGGUGACAGGACUACACGAAGCGGGUAUCCCAGUGCGGGUGAUGAAGGAAAAUGACAUCGACGACGUGGCCACGGCCCGCAGUGACGUGGUGUGGGUGGCGGAUGGAGAUAGUGUUCGUGGUCUGGAGAGAAAUGUCGUGGUCUGUCUGAUGUCCCUUGAAGACAGUUUAUUUAGAUCUACGGAGUUACAACCGUACAACUUUACCUCUCACCGACUUGACCACAUGUCCCGCUGUACGUCACAACUUGUAAUUGUCUCCCGUCACGACUACUCUCCUGAAAAUGACUGACACUGUUUGUCCUCUUCUACUCUGAGUCUAUCACGACAUCAUCACUUAUGAUGUCAUAGACAUGACGUCAUUACAGAUUAUUACAUCACGAGGUCCAUGUCUCUGUUUACACAACGACAAGUGUCAACAAGUUUGUCUGUUUCAGAGGUGUGUGUGUGUGUGUAUCAAUAUGUUAUUAUAUCAGUGCGUGUGUCAGUCUACCAGUGUGAUAUAUGUCAAUGUGUCAGUCUACGAGUGUGAUAUCUGUGUCAAUGUGUCAGUCUACGAGUGUGACAUCUGUGUCAAUGUGUCAGUCUACCAGUGUGACAUCUGUGUCAAUGUGUCAGUCUACCAGUGUGAUAUCUGUGUCAAUGUGUCUAUAUGUUGUACACGUGCUGUCAAAGGCCUCAGCAGACUGCAAUGUCAGUGCCGUGCACUAAAGUGUUUAGUCUGAUAUUGUUUACUGACAGUGAUAAACAAAGGGGACAGAACUCUGAGACUAACUACAGACACGAGUGGUCCAUCAAAACCCACUUCAUUGAGUUAAGAGAUUCAUUGAUGUAAACACAACAAACACUAGCGGCUCACUUAUACAACACAUGUUACAAGUUGAACUGUUUGACACAAACACAUUCGCACGAUGUACAAAUGUUGUUUCACAUCCUUUAUAAAUGUCGCCACACGUUUCACAAUGAGUGUUUGAAUAAAGAUUGUUGUUGUUAGUUUAAAACAAGUACAAACAGUUGUUAAGUGGUUAAAAUAGUUGUAACAGUGACGUCACCCACAGGCACCACGUCCGCACUGUUACAACAGUCAAACACCAGGCUGACAAUAUAAACAUACACCACACAGCAAAUAAACAAUAAAUACCAAUGACAGGAUACAAUACCUACACCACGAUCACAUGACACUGUUACAGUUUGCCAACAUCUUGUCACAACACACACU
Molecule: messenger RNA, 1929 nt
Organism: Pomacea canaliculata
Lineage: Eukaryota; Metazoa; Mollusca; Gastropoda; Architaenioglossa; Ampullariidae
Exons: 3
Coding region: 43-1002 (319 amino acids)
Source: RefSeq, a predicted model, not a curated record